This is a messenger RNA of Carassius auratus (goldfish), 6756 nucleotides long. Its product is annotated as collagen alpha-1(XIV) chain-like. Gene Ontology annotation, cellular component: interstitial matrix. NCBI's taxonomy places the organism in Eukaryota, Metazoa, Chordata, Actinopteri, Cypriniformes, Cyprinidae. Gene Ontology annotation, molecular function: protein binding. The transcript is spliced from 49 exons. Bases 628 to 6015 code for a protein of 1795 amino acids. The record is from RefSeq and is a predicted model, not a curated record.
UGCUAGUCUAUUUUCUGAAAUUAGACGAAUUCACGUUUAACGGUGACAGAUAAUACUGACAACAAUUAUUUUCAAAUUUCAAAAGUUACUGAAUAAUUGCGCACACUGACUGAUUCAAUUAAUUUCAGUUAGCAAAAUAUAAUUAGGCAGUGCCAUAACAGUCAAUUUAAUCAUCCAUCACCCUGGUGUAGGCGUUAUGAUUGUUCAUUACAGUUGCAUUCCCUUGAAAUGUAAUGAAAACGGCUUUUCUUCCCCGCGCUGAACAGUAGUACAUGUAGGCAGGAUCAAGUAUUUGAGAAGGGCUCUUGAUUGUCGUGAGAUCAUUCGUCGUCUGUCCAGUGGCUGCAAUUGGUCGCAUGAACGUUUUUUUCCCGCGGACUCGAGACUGAAGGAUGAAAUGAGGUGCAGAGCUGAAGAGCUGAGGGAAUGGGCGAAUAAAGACAGACGAAGCACGCACACCGAGAGCGCCGUGAGCCAUCUGAGAUCUGACUGACGCUGCGAGAAGAUACGAGUGAAGUCUGACCAUCACGAGACGCGGGAAUUCGGAUCACAUUUCGAUCAAGCGGAUUUCACUAAAGCGAAUGGUGUGAAAGGUGCAGGGCAAGCAUCACUCACACGGCUAUAAGGAUGCGGGUGUCGGGAUCGAGGAUUAAGCUGUGGUGUCUGCUUAUCUCGCUGGCACUGAUUCAGUUUCUCGCCCCUGUUUCGGCUCAAGUUCCAGGUCCGAGAAGACUUCGAUUUAAAGUCCUGAGUGAAGGCAGGCUACUUGUCUCAUGGAAGGAACCAAAAGGAGAAUAUGAAGGCUACAAAUUUACAUAUAAUAGUGAACCAGGUGGGGAAACAACCGAGUUGCAAAUUGCAAAGGGAGAGAAUAAAGCAAUAAUAAAGGAUUUUAAUCCCAGGAAGGAGUAUUCAGUCAAGGUUAUAGCUGUGAGUGGAAACCUGCGCAGCCGAGCACUUCAGGGAAAAUAUACUGCAGAAGACCAGAGCAGUGAUAGAGACACCACUCAACCUCAAAGACAGAAAGAACCAGGACCUGUGGAUGAGGGCAAUGAGAUCUCAGGAGCGGAUCAGUUUGUCUGCACAACAUCUGCCAUUGCGGAUAUUGUCAUCCUGGUCGAUGGAUCUUGGAGUAUCGGGCGAAUCAAUUUCCAUUUGGUUCGCGUGUUUCUUGAAAACCUGGUCAAUGCCUUCGAUGUGGGAAUAGACAAAACCCGGAUUGGACUGGCCCAGUACAGUGGCGAUCCACGGAUUGAGUGGCACUUGAAUGGCUUCAGUACAAAAGAUGCAGUAAUAGAUGCUGUCAAAAACCUGCCGUACAAGGGAGGCAACACUCUCACAGGUCUUGCUCUUACCUACAUCCUGGAGAACAGCUUCAAACCCGAGUCUGGGGCUCGUAGCGAUGUUCCCAAAAUUGGAAUUCUGAUAACUGACGGCAAAUCCCAGGAUGAUGUUAUCCCACCUGCUCAGACCCUGAGAAGUGCUGGAGUGGAGUUAUUUGCCAUUGGUGUGAAGAAUGCUGAUGAGAACGAGCUGAAGGCCAUCGCCUCUGAACCAGAGGAAACACACGUUUAUAAUGUGGCAGACUUCAGUAUCAUGAGCACUAUUGUAGCAGGUUUGACCAAAAAGGUGUGCGAUGGAGUGGAACAACAAGACAAAGAUAUUAAACGAGAUUCUCCCACUGAAGAGACGCCAUCUCCGCCCCAGGACUUGGUCACUUCUGAGGUGACCGCUCACAGUUUCCGUGUCUCUUGGACUCAUGCGUCUGGCAGUGUGGAAAAAUAUCGGGUUGUUUACCAACCAAUUGGAGCAGAUGUUCUGGACGAGAUUGUGGUGGGCGGCACGGAGAAUUCAGUCGUCCUGCAGAAUUUGAACUCUCUGACUGAAUACGAGAUUGCUGUGUUUGCUGUGUACCGCAGCGCAGCGAGUGACGCUCUGAGAGGCAGCGAGAUCACACUUGCUCUACCCACAGUGAGUGAUCUCGAGGUGUACGAUGUGACAGACAACAGCAUGAGAGCCCGCUGGAGGGAUGCAGAAGGGGCUUCUGGGUACAUGAUCCUUUACGCUCCACUGAGCAGUGAGACUACAGAUGAAAGAGAGCUAACGGUGGACGAGUCGGUGACUGAUGUGGGACUGACUGGAAUGAUUCCUGACACAGAGUACACCGUUACGGUCUAUGCCAUGUUCAGAGAGGAGACCAGUGAUCCCGUUACUGUUCAGGAGACCACCAUGUCCCUGAGACCUCCACGUAACCUGCGGGUCACUGAAGUUGACCACAGCUCAGUGCGGCUCAACUGGGACGCAGUGUCCAGGAAGGUUAAGGGCUACCGUGUCGUGUAUAUGAAGACAGAUGGUGUUCAGACCAGUCAGGUGGAUUUGGUUCCAGUCACCAAUGUGUACCUGAAGAACCUGUCACCCUUAACAGAGUACACCGUGGAAGUUUUUGCUCUUUACGAUGCUGGCCAAUCAGAGGCGCUGAGUGGUAGAUUCAAUACAAAGCUUGUGCCAGCCCCAUUCAGACUGAUGACAUCAGAGGUGACCUCAGAGAGUUUCCGGGUCAGCUGGUCACAUCCUGCCAGAGAUGUGGUGCUCUAUAAGAUGGCCUGGUCACCCACCGAAGGAGGACAAGAGAUGGAGAUCAUGCUGAAUAGUGCUGAGGACUCAUAUGUGAUUCAAGACCUGAGUCCUUUUACAGAGUAUAAGGUGUCACUCUCAGCCAUCUAUAAAGACGAAAUGGAGAGCAGCCCUGCGCUUGUGCUUGAGAAAACAUUGGACUGGACCACAGAAGCUCCCACCACUUUUCCCUCAACUACAGCAUUUGUUCGUUUGGGAGUGAGUAACCUGUGGGUGGAUGAGGAGACACCUUUCAGUUUGCAAGUGAACUGGGAGGUGCUGGACUCAGACGUGGAGCAGUACAAAGUGACAUAUGUCAGUGCAGACCGCACAGAAGAGACAGUGUUAGUCUCGGGAAACAGAAGAAGCGUGAUCCUGCAACCUCUCCUCUCAGACACAAGGUACAAGAUCACAGUGACCCCUAUCUAUGCAGAUGGAGAGUCCACAGCUCUGUCUAAGGUCUCUACCGGCAAAACAUUGCCACUCUCUGGACCCAGUAACCUCAGAGUCUCUGAUGAAUGGUAUAAUCACCUCCGCAUCAGCUGGGAUGGCCCUCAGUUCCCCACUUUAGGUUACAGAGUCAUCUAUCAGCCCAUUUCUGUGUCAGGUCCGGCUCUAGAGACGUUUGUAGGGGAUGAUGUGAACACCCUGCUGAUCCUCAAUCUGUUGAGUGACACGGAGUACAGCGUUCAGGUCAUCGCCUCCUACACCACCGGCUCCAGCCAACCCCUCACCGGCAAGGGCAAAACACUGUUCCUGGGGGUGAAGAAUCUCAGCACGUACAAGGUGCUCAGUAGCAGCCUGUGUGCCCAGUGGCAGCCUCACCGUCACGCCAGCGUCUACAGAGUCGUCAUCGAGUCACUGCUCAACGGACAGAAACAGGAAGUGAGGGUCGAUGGCGGUGAAUCCAGAGAGUGCUUCUUCAAUCUUACCCCCAACACCCAGUACAAGAUCAGCGUCUACACUCUCUUAAUGGACACAGAAGGUUCUGUUGUCACCACCAUGGCAACAACCGCUCCAGCACCCACCCAGCCACCGACCGCACCACCCACCACCAUCCCUCCUCCCACCAUCCCCCCAGCCAAAGAAGUUUGCAAGGCAGCCAAGGCAGACCUUGCCUUCCUUGUAGAUGGCUCCUGGAGUAUCGGAGAUGACAACUUUCAGAAGAUUAUCCGAUUCCUGUACAGCACAACUGGUGCACUUGACGUGAUUGGCCCCGAGGGAACACAGGUGGCCAUUGUUCAGUUCAGUGAUGACGCCAGAACCGAGUUCAAGCUCAGCUCCUACAGCGAUAAGGAGGUUCUGCUGGACGCCGUGCAGCGCAUCACCUACAAGGGAGGAAACACCAAGACAGGUCGCGCCAUUAAGCAUGUGAAGGAGGCCAUCUUUGCUGAGGACGCGGGCGUAAGGAGAGGCAUUCCUAAAGUGCUGGUGGUGCUCACGGAUGGGCGAUCUCAAGAUGAUGUCAACAAGAUCUCGAAGGAGAUGCAGAUGGAGGGCUACAUCAUCUUUGCCAUUGGCUUCGCUGAUGCUGACUACGGGGAGCUGGUGAACAUUGCCAGCAAACCAAGCGAGAGACAUGUGUUCUUUGUGGACGAUCUGGAUGCCUUCAAGAAAAUUGAAGAACAGCUCAUAACUUUUGUUUGUGAGGCUGCGACUGCCACUUGCCCCUCGAUGUUAAUGAGCGGGAACACUUUAGCUGGCUUCCGUAUGAUGGAGAUGUUUGGUUUGGUGGAGAAGCACUACAGCAGUGUGCAAGGUGUCUCAAUGGAGCCUGGGACUUUCAACAGCUACCCCUGCUAUCGGUUGCACAAGGACGCGCUCGUCUCUCAGCCUACCAGGUAUCUACAUCCCGAAGGCCUUCCCUCUGACUACACUAUAUCAAUGCUUUUCCGCAUACUGCCUGAAACUCCUCAGGAACCUUUUGCAUUGUGGGAAAUCCUUGACAAAAACAAUGAGCCACUUGUGGGCAUUAUCCUGGAUAACGGAGGGAAAACAUUAACCUUUUUCAAUUACGACUACAAGGGAGAAUUUCAAACGGUGACUUUCGAAGGAAGUGAAAUUAAGAAGAUUUUCUAUGGCAGUUUCCAUAAGCUUCAUGUGGCCAUCAGCAAAACUGCUGCUAAAAUUGUGAUUGACUGCAAAACGGUGGGAGAGAAAUCCAUCAACGCCGCAGGGAACAUCACCAUGGAUGGAGUGGAGGUUCUGGGACGCAUGGUCCGCUCACGUGGAAGGAGAGAUAACUCAGCGCCGUUUCAGCUCCAGAUGUUUGACAUAGUCUGCAGCACAUCAUGGGCCAGUCGGGACAAGUGCUGUGAGCUCCCAGGCUUGAGAGUCGAAGAAGACUGUCCUGCCAUGCCCCAUGCCUGCACCUGUGCUCAGGACAGCAAAGGACCACCCGGACCCUCAGGACCACCGGGCGGUCCUGGUAUCAGAGGUUCAAGAGGAGAUCGGGGGGAGCCAGGCUUGACGGAGACUGCAGGGCAUUCACACUUUGUUUCAGCAGCCCGGCUGGUGGGGCCUCAAGGGCCACCUGGUGAGAUCGGACCUCCAGGACCGCAGGGGCCACCGGGUCCUCAGGGGCCGAAUGGAAUGUCCAUUCAGGGGCCACCGGGGGCUCCGGGUGAAAAAGGAGAGAAGGGUGAAAUAGGUGUGCCGGGUCCUCAGGGUGUACCAGGUGCCAGUGGAGGACCAGGCCGAGAUGGACCUCCAGGACAGAGAGGCCUACUGGGUAAGGAUGGACCCCAGGGAAGACCGGGCCCUCCAGGACCAAUGGGAAGCCCCGGAGCUCCUGGGGCUCCAGGACCGAGUGGAUCUCCAGGGCAAAUGGGUGAUCAGGGGACAGCUGGGCCUCCCGGCGCCAAAGGCGAACGAGGAGAGCGAGGUACUAUGCAGUCUCAGGCCGCUGUCCGUGCCAUAGCGCGACAAGUUUGUGAACAGCUAAUUCAGAGUCACUUGUCUCGCUACAACUCUGUUCUGAACCAGAUUCCCAGUCAGUCUGUUUCGGUACGAACAGUACCAGGUCCACCGGGUGAGCCUGGUCGACUGGGACCUCCGGGGCCCCAGGGAGAACAGGGACCUCCUGGCAGACCAGGAUUCCCUGGAGCCAGUGGGCAGAAUGGCCGUCCAGGAGAGAGAGGUCUCCCAGGAGAAAGGGGAGAGAAGGGCAGUCCAGGGAUUGGGACACAAGGCCCUCGUGGUCCUCCAGGGCCCCCAGGGCCUCCUGGAGAAGGUCGGACAGGAAGUCAGGGCCCUCCAGGGAGACCUGGAAUUCAAGGCACCUCAGGACGUCCAGGUAUCCCUGGUAGCCCUGGUCCUGCUGGACCCCCCGGCUACUGCGACCAGAACUCCUGCAUCGGAUACAACGUUGGAGGUCCAGCGCAGUAUGAGAAUGACUACUGAGAACCAGUAGAGAGCCACCUGCUCUUCUCCUCUCUCCCCUCCAUUUCUUCAUCCCACCUCCUUCCAUGGACCAAAACCAAAGACUGUGUCUGGGGAGGGUCUUUUCCACACAUUCCCAAACUCGAUAAUCCAUGUACUUGGUUCCUCAACUCUCAAAAUGUCACCACCAUUGGAGCCCCAUGCCUUUUUAACCCUUCUGUGCAUACCUCAGUUUUAGACAAACUAAAGUGUUUUCAACCUUUUCUGGCAUUAAUGUUGAGAAAUUUUAAACCCACACUCUUAAAGGGGUCAUCGAAUGCUACAUGCACUUUUACAGUGUGUGUACACAACCACCAUAUAAUGAAGAAAAAAUCCACCCAAUGUUUUUUUUUAAUCUUAUAAAAUAUUUGCCCCUCUCUCAAAUUGAGGCGAUCUCAGAUGCCUGUCUUUGUGACAUCACACAGACAGGCCCCUCCCAUGAUAGUUUGAUUGACAGUAGUGUUUCAGCACAGACUGGACUGGACCAAAGUAAGCAGUCUCUCUGAGGGUGGCUAAGGUGUGAGGGGCGGGGUCAGCAGAGCUCAUUAACAUUUAAAAGAAAAUGCUACAAAAUGGCUUGCUCUGAAUAGAGCUGUUUAUAAAGGGUAAAAAAGUGUUGUUUUACACUGCUAUUGAGAAAUUUUAACCAAACUAUGUUACAGACUUUUCAUUACGACACUUAAGAAUCAUAUCAACUUGUGGAAAAUGGGCAUCUGAUGACCC